GUUCUCUGACGUCCGCACCUUCCAUAUAAAUAUAACACACGAGGACGAUAGAUCAUAUUACAGUACAACACUGACAACAUAACAACAACAACAACCUAAACCUCAACAUGAGCAUUGCCAAAGACCUAUCAAUAGGCCAGAUGAUUGCCAACGCCAAUGAUACCCAGGCGUCUAUCUGCAGCGGGAGAUUCAACUCUCAUAACUCUAUGGAGAUGAAUGACAGCAGGGACACCAUUCCCGACUCAGAAGUACCAGCUAACAGCGCUGCCUUCAACAAGCAAGCCUUUAAACAAGCUACAACCAGCAGCCCUAAAGACAAACACCAUAUCAAGUCGGCCUCUACCUUCACAAAAAACAACCCUUUAUACACAAUACCACGCAAACCCAAACACACUCUCAACAUCAUAGACGCGAUGGGUCUAGGCCUACCUACAAACAUCGGGAACAACCCCAACGCCACACGCCAAGCAGACCCAGCUCUACUCACCCGUUUGAGAACAUCAAUACACUGGGAAGCCAGACACGAUGGCGUCCUUAAAAGCCUUAACAACUGCCCGGGAGGCAUCCCAAGAGGCCUCAUACCAAAUAUCAAAUGCGGCGCCCCUGAGAAGGAAACCUCUGAUAUUGAAAAGGCGUUUGAUGUUAU
Messenger RNA from Owenia fusiformis, 646 nucleotides. The record is from the annotation of a GenBank genome assembly. NCBI's taxonomy places the organism in Eukaryota, Metazoa, Annelida, Polychaeta, Sabellida, Oweniidae.